Molecule: messenger RNA, 636 nt
Organism: Colletotrichum godetiae
Lineage: Eukaryota; Fungi; Ascomycota; Sordariomycetes; Glomerellales; Glomerellaceae
Exons: 5
Coding region: 1-636 (211 amino acids)
Source: RefSeq, a predicted model, not a curated record
AUGCUGUGUUGUGCUAUGCUCUAUGCUGUGCUGAGCAGUGGGCAGCAGGCGGUGGCAGCGACAGUGACCGACAGGGCGGGUGACAAUGACGACGGGGUGAGGCUAGAGCACCCUGAUUCCCUAAGCGGCCUUGGUCGCAGCUUGUGGGCGGGCGUUUUGACUCUGGAGCUGUGGAGAAAGGGAGCGGGAGGUGACACCCUUGAGCCUUGGGCUCUCGAAGGGCUGGGCUGGAACUGGAAACCAGGGGACAGAGGGCUGGGUCCGCUGGGACCUGAGGAGGAUGCGGCGGUGAUGGGAGUCGGAAGGGGGAGGCUGACGGCUGUUGAUGGGCCGGGAACCUGCGAUGCGAUGCGAUGUGAUGCGAUGCGCGGGCAACUGGUUGAGCAAGAAGUUGACGAUGUGCUGCUGCCGCUGCUGCGAAUAGGUACUGAUGUGAAGGGCCCCGGUGCAGGCGGUACUGGUUGGGCUUCGAUUGUGGCACUUGUCAGGUCAGGGCCAACUUUAGACUCUGAGAGUAAGUAUUAUUCGAGUCCAAAGGUUGUCGGAUGGAGCCGGCCAGGUCCUCUGGGGCGUCAUGAGUUGCCGCUCUCCUCUUCUGCUGGUCUAUCCGCUUUUCACCCUUUAGUUUUCUGCUGA